UUCAUUUGUCUGCGGAGUGCCAGGGCCAUGUUGAAGAUAUCUGGCCUGAGCUUUGUGCGUUGAUUGAACUGCGUACUUCUAUACCGUUUUGUUCAAACAGGCCGCCUAGACGCUGAAUUGUACCCCCUGGGAACCGGCUACGUCCCUGAAAUUGACAGUGUCCAUGACAUAUCAGUUGGCACAAAGAGGGGAUCCGACGAACUAUUUUCUUCCUGCAUAUCCAACGGGCCCUAUAUCAUGAACUCAGCCAAUGGCAACGACAGCAAAAAAUUCAAAGGUGACGUCCGCAGUCCUGGUGUUCCGUCACGUGUGGUCCAUGUACGCAAGCUGCCCAAUGACAUAAAUGAGGCUGAAGUUAUUGGCCUGGGACUGCCCUUUGGGAAGGUCACCAAUUUGCUGAUGCUGAAAGGGAAAAACCAGGCAUUCUUAGAAAUGACCAGCGAGGAGUGUGCACAGACAAUGGUGAGCUACUACUCCUCUGUGACCCCCGUCAUCAGAAACCACCCCAUUUACAUGCAAUACUCGACCCAUAAGGAGCUGAAGACGGACAACUCCCCCAACCAAGUGCGUGCCCAGGCAGCUCUGCAGGCGGUCAGUGCUCUGCAUGGAGGUGGGAUGGCAAGCAUGGCCAUUCCAGCAGAUGUGUCCAGCAUGGGAGGUGCUGGAUCCCAAAGCCCUGUUCUCCGGGUCAUUGUGGAAAACCUCUUCUAUCCUGUCACCCUGGAUGUUCUGCACCAGAUUUUCUCUAAAUUCGGCACUGUGCUGAAGAUCAUCACAUUCACCAAGAACAACCAAUUCCAGGCUCUGAUUCAGUAUGCCGAUGGCUUGACAGCUCAGCACGCCAAACUGUCUCUGGAUGGACAGAACAUCUACAAUGCCUGCUGUACCUUGAGAAUCAGCUUCUCCAAGCUCACCAGCCUCAAUGUAAAGUACAACAACGACAAGAGCAGGGAUUACACCCGUCCAGACCUCCCUACUGCAGAUUCACAGACUUCCCUCGACCACCAGACUAUGGCAGCUGCUGCAUUUGCAGCUCCAGGCUUAAUCUCAGCCUCUCCCUAUGGUGGAGCUCAUGCCUUCCCCCCAGCCUUUGCCAUCCAGCAGGCAUCAGGUCAGCACCCAAACUGGCUGUCAAUGCCUGGUAUGCCAGGCGCCCUGGCGUCCCUCGGUGUGGGUCACGGCGGCAUGGCUGCUGCUGCGGCAGCCGCUAGUCGGCUGGGCCUGUCAGGGUUCGCUGCCCCCGGGGGCCACCAUGUGUUGUUGGUCAGCAAUCUGAACCCUGAGAGCGUUACGCCACACUGCCUCUUUAUUCUUUUCGGUGUGUAUGGCGACGUGAUGAGAGUGAAGAUCCUGUUUAAUAAAAAGGAGAAUGCUCUGAUCCAGAUGUCUGAUAGCACUCAGGCUCAGCUAGCUAUGAGUCACCUGAAUGGUCAGCGUCUCCAUGGCAGGGCCAUGCGUGUGACAUCAUCGAAACACACCACCGUGCAGCUGCCCAGGGAAGGCCACGAGGACCAGGGUCUCACCAAGGAUUACAGCAACUCACCGCUGCACCGCUUCAAGAAGCCCGGCUCCAAAAAUUACUCCAACAUCUUCCCGCCUUCGGCAACACUCCACCUCUCCAACAUCCCGCCGUCUGUGGUGGAGGAUGACCUCAGGAGGCUUUUCGCCAGCUCAGGAGCCACAGUUAAGGCCUUCAAGUUCUUUCAGAAGGACCGCAAGAUGGCCCUGAUCCAGAUGGCCUCGGUCGAAGAGGCAAUUGAGUCCCUCAUUGAGUUCCACAACCAUGAUCUAGGAGAGAACCACCACCUCAGAGUGUCCUUCUCAAAGUCCACCAUCUGAGUGCCAUUCCUCCCUCCCUCUGAGUGUAUUGCCAUCUGAAUGCAGCUUUAGUCUAGGUUGCCUUUGGUGGAAAACACCAGUGCUGCAUCUUUAAUGGCUGCAGUUCUGUAGAAUAUAGCUCCCUUCCGAAUUCUUUAUUAUUCCCCUCAUUAAUUGGUUUGGGUGUCACAUUUAAGCAAUUUUGCUUCAGAUCCCCGGUUCCAAUUUUUGUCAUGUGACCAAGCUAUGUUCAAAAUUUAACUUUUCUUUUGACUUAGUGCCAUUAAUUGUUAGUUCACCAUAAAAUACAAGGUAUUUUAAAUUAACACGGGAACAAUUAUAAAUAUUUUCUUUUGCCACAUACGGAUUGGCUGUUGGUCGGGUUACACUUGUUUGUAUUUGAGAUAGUUUUGCUAGCGUUUUGGGGCGUUUUCAUUGUGACUGAGGACCUCUGGUACCGAUGUUCCUGUACCACGUCGAGGUUGGGAAGACUCCUCCACGGGAGGAAGCACUUCCGUUGGGAGUUGCUUUUUCCCGUAUCACUUCUCCUUUGUGGAGCAAAGUUCCUCUUGCGAGCGGUAGGUCCGGCCUGUAAUGAUGCAAACACAAUUCACAUGCAUUGGCACGAGUGUGACGGACCUUGUAAACAAGCGGGUCCGAAUUUGGCCAACGAAUCAGUAAUGGGAAUCACAGAACGCUUCGGUUUCCAGAACAGGAUCUUGGCACCCAAACCAUGAAACAAACAUUUUUCCUUCCACCGUUUCGUUUUUAAGUGGGGUCCUUGGAAGGGGGCAAUGUUCUGCAGUCACACCGGAGGGGGGGGACGUAGAGGCAGCCGAUGAACUGUCACUUUAGACCAAAUGCGAUAAAGAAAAAAAAUCUAAGACACCCUCCACCACAGAUGCUCACGUGGAUGAAUCGUAUCCACACAAGACACACUUCAGCAUUCCUUUUAUUGUGAUCGUCAUGUGGAUAUAUCUGUGUGUGUGCCUUUAUGAAAUGCCACUUUGACCCGGUUUGGCCAGUCAGAAACGGUUUGAUACAAAGGGUUUUGUUUUGGCCCAUAGACCACCAAACAAUUAAUACCCAUGUAUCUAUUUUGAUUUUAUCUUCUUGUAACCGCCCGCCUACUUGCUUCGGCAGAUUCAUACCACUAUCUGGAGUCAUUCUAUGAGGAUGCAUUUUUCUUACAAUAUCUUUCUACAGUCCUGUGCCUUCCUUUACCCCAACCAGAUUGCCUUAAGCAUCGCUCUGGCUUCAUUUGACAAAGACGUGGCUCUCGAAAUGCCUUUUCACUUUUGCUCAUUCCUUGUGGCAUGCACCAGCAUUGUUAAAGAGGGGGGGGAGUGGCUCAUGAAAACUCCAGUUCCAUCUUAAGAACACUUGUUUUUCUAGAGAUUUGUAUGCAUUUCCCCAUUAUAUGUAUGUAGAAACUAUGAAUGUAUGUCAGUUUAGUUUCCUAAUAUCCUUGCUAGCUGACGUAGCUCUGUUAGGUGGUGUUUUGUGGGAGGAGUUUGAAGCUGUAGCCGGCCUUCCAGUCUUGCGGUCCCCAGCCACCUUCAACUAGUCCCUUCUCAGGAGGGACGAUGGUGGGUGUGGGUGUCAUUUAACCAUACGUUCAUCUAUACAUGGACACCUAUAUAUUCAUUUAUCUUUUUCUUUUAAUGUUAGUAUUUACAUGUGUAUCACUGCUAAGCUUAUCUGAUACCAAUAUGUAGCUGGGUCUGAUCAUUAUCACAGUGCCUUGAGUUUUUCAUCUGAGGCUGAAACCUUUUUUCCGGGCCUGGUCAGUUGACUUUGUUUACCUCUUUUUCAGGUGUUUAUAUCCAGGUAAUCUUACCUGUGAGAGCAGCUUGGGGCUAUUUGUCAACUCAAAGUAACAACUGUCUUGGACUAAAACUCCUAAACCCAGUGUGUGUAUAUAUAAAAUAUAUAUAUAUAUUCUUUUCUUAAAUUCAGGAUUACACGGCGGGUUAGCCUUGCCCGUUCCGGUCCGGGUCCACUUCCACAGCCAGGUUCUUUAGUGCACUUUUCCUCAACAAAAGGUCCAAGUUGGCACCGUCACGCUGAAGUCUUAAACGUCGUCACAUUCCUGCGUGCCUCCGGCACCAGUUUCCACAGCCUCGACCACUGUAGUUUUGGACCAGAUACAGAUUCCCUCUGUCUCUAUUUUUGUAAAAGAUUAUAUGCAUGGUUUAACGAAGCUUCAUGUAGCUACAGGCGGUUGUUGCUGCAAAGGACCAAAGUAUCUUCUACCCCUGCUGUUUGUAGUGUUGUGGUUUCUGAGUUUUGUUUAGUUUCUCAACAUUUCCACAAGUGCUCACACGCUUCAGUUUCCUUUUGCUGUUUCUAAGAUGCCUUGGACAAAUGUCACCUGAAGUUAAAGCUUGUUAGGGUAUCGUCUAUACUGUAUAUUGUAUACUGUUUUGUUGGAUUGACAUUACAAAGAGCCUACUUUGGUAGUUUGCUUUAGUAUGGAUACUUAAAUGAAACACAGUCCUAACUGUGAUGGUGUAGAAGAUUAUAUGCCUUUUUUUCCUCGUUAAAGCUUUUUCUCUUUUAUAUGGGGGGUGGGGUUGUUGUAUAUAUUCAUGUUUUUGUACCACAAUCAUUUGGAUUAUAUCCACUUUACGUUCAAAACAUGUAUAUUUUGAUAAAAACAAUACAGACCUAUUGAGCUCUACGGAGCUGUAAAACAAAACAACGAAAAAAAACCUUUUGUAACACAAAGACAUUAAACCUAUUUGAACACAGGAGUGUGUCUGUAUGUGCCCCCCCCCCCUCCCCAAACCCCACUGCCAUUCUGGUCUCUUGCAUCUUCUGCUGCCUUCAAUAAACCUUUAGUUUGUUCCUUCUUUCA
Pungitius pungitius (ninespine stickleback) is the source of this 4678-nucleotide messenger RNA. Its product is annotated as polypyrimidine tract-binding protein 1. NCBI's taxonomy places the organism in Eukaryota, Metazoa, Chordata, Actinopteri, Perciformes, Gasterosteidae. Gene Ontology annotation, biological process: mRNA processing; regulation of RNA splicing; regulation of cell differentiation. The record is from RefSeq and is a predicted model, not a curated record. Bases 238 to 1839 code for a protein of 533 amino acids. Gene Ontology annotation, cellular component: nucleus. The transcript has 16 exons. Gene Ontology annotation, molecular function: mRNA binding.